This is a messenger RNA of Mauremys mutica (yellowpond turtle), 408 nucleotides long. RefSeq names its product hepatic lectin-like. The record is from RefSeq and is a predicted model, not a curated record. NCBI's taxonomy places the organism in Eukaryota, Metazoa, Chordata, Testudines, Geoemydidae. The transcript is spliced from 4 exons. The coding region runs from base 1 to 408 and encodes 135 amino acids.
AUGCUGCCCCACAACAGAUCUAAGCAGCCCGUGGACCUGAUGGAGUCUAGAUCCCCCCUUCUCACGAACUGGCAGCUGGUGAUCCCUACCCUGAUCAUCGUGGCCAUCAAACUGCUCCUGAUGACCCUGGUCCUCCUCUACCUCCUCUACCGUGUUCCCUGGUGCCAGUCGGGCUGGGACCAGGACCAAGGGAGGUGCUACCUUUUCUCCUGGGCUAACCAGACCUGGGAGGCAGCGAGAAACUCCUGCUUAGCCCAGAAUGCUGAUCUGGUGGUGAUCAACGACCAAAGGGAGCAGGAUUACUUGGAUAUUAAAGCUCGUUCCAUUCGGCACUGGAUCGGCUUCACUGACCAAGGGACUGAAGGCACCUGGCGCUGGGUGGACAACACUUCUGCGGUAUUUACGUAA